AAAAAAUAUCCAACCAUAUGCAGGUCUUAUCUCUUUUUUUUUGUUGUUCUGAUUUCGAUCAACGCUUUGCAUCUGAAACUAAACAUCUGCCGGAUAUUGAACCCGCAUAUCCCGCCAUUAUUGCCGAACCAGUCACCCUUUUUUUUUAUCUAUCCCAUCAACCAGUCCCGUCUUGUCCGGGUAAAUAUAUCCAAUCAAUUCGCUUCCGUCGAGGGCUUGCGACAUCACGGAGGCCUAGAUAACGACAGAAAGUUCUUGGGUCACGAUGCUCUGCCGGAUCGUGGCUGGCAUCUUCGUGUUUUUAUACGUGGCCGUAUAUCUUAGGAUGCUCAAUCUCUCCCGCGUACAUCCUCGGGUACGCACCUAAGUUCUCACCCCUUCAGAUAGCCGUCAAAUAGGAAGCUUGUUUUGUUUUCUUUUCGACAAAAAAAUCCCCUUUGGUACUUCACCGCCUCCAUCAUAUAAACAUCCUCCAAGUGCCGCAUACAGCUUUUGGUGCUGUGAGUAUUAUUAUUAUUUUUUUCAUUAUUUUUUCGCAAUCAAAAUAAAAUCUUUGCUCUCCAUAUCGACCUCCCAGGCGGUUGGUUGAAGCAAAGAAAAACAUCAAAAUGUCCUCCAAGGUGCGAGAAAACAGUGCCCAGCCCAGGAUGGAUUCCAAGGGCGACAUGAACAAGAUUACCUACGUGGCGCCCUCGAUGGUGGAGAGGUUGGUCUACUGUUGGUACAUGUGGGUGAUGAAGGGUUUCAGUGCCCCAUUCAUCUGGUACCGGGACUGGAUGGAGUGGUACUACCCGCCCGAUGGCCGGCCCGAAAUCGUGAAGGCUUAUGAGUGUCGUCCGCAUUUGCCCGUCCGGAUAUUCUUCCCAGCCUCUUAUGACCGGAGCUCGCAGACUAAACUCCCUGCCUUGGUGGCUAUUCAUGGAGGUGGAUUCUGCUUCGGCACAGCCCGCGAUGCAGAUGAAUGGGCGCGGGCGUUUGCCGACCAGCAUUCUACCUUGAUCGUCUGUCCCUCGUACUCCAAGGCGCCCUGGUCACCCUUCCCCGCCGCGCUCAACGACAUCGAGGCCAUCUACAAGGCCAUAGUGGGUGACGAGUCACUCCCAAUCUCCAAGUCGCAGGUCGCCAUCGCGGGAUGGUCCGCCGGUGGAAACCUAGCCAUGGCCGUGUCGCAGAUGCCCAGCAUCCGCGCUCUCUCGCCCGGUGCACCCAGCGCUGGCAUCACAAUCUACGGCGCCAUGGACAUGAGCGUGUCGGCGGCCGACAAGGCCAAGACGCGCUGGUACAAGACGCGCCUGCAGCCCCCGCGCGGGCAGGCCGAGGACGGACUCUUCAAGCUCGCGCCGCUCUGCGACUGGGGCUACAUCCCCUUCGGCACGGACCUGCGCCACCCUCUGCUCAGCCCCGGGUUCGCCGACGAGCGCAACCUGCCGCCGUACCUGUGCGUCGUGGCGGCGGAGCUCGACAUGCUCGCGCACGAGAGCUGGCGCUUCGCGGUGCGGCUGGACAACGAGCGCUUCCCCGAGCGGCACCGCGACAUGCCCGACCCGAACAGCAACGACCCGGAGCUGGCCGUGGCGGGGCGCAAGGCCCCGAGCCGCCGCAGGGGCAGGCUGGAGGAGGAGGACGGCGGCGACGACAGGUUCGGGUGGGAGGACAACGGCGACGGCUUCGGCGUCAAGUGGAUGCUCGUCCCGGACGCCCUGCACGGCUUCGACUGCGCGUCCAUCCGCCUCAUGACGGGCGGGUGGGACGCCGUCAAGGACGCCGAGAUGAAGACAAAAGUCGAGAUUGAGAGGCUGGGACGGUGGUUGCGCACAAAGGUGUGGAAGAUUGAUGAGGAAAAGAAGAGUGCCGAGUCGGAUUGAGUGGGGGAGGUUGUGUCUUUCUUCUCUGGGGGUUGUUUGUGGUGGGCUUCAAUGUGGUUAUGGAUUUGUUUUCUUUUUCUUUUCUUUUUUGAUAGAUGCUGUGUUCUUAGCGGUGCAGUAUCUGGUUUUUGUUUUGGAUAUUGUUAUUCGCAGCGUUGUAGUUGAAGGAAAAACAAUUGGAUUUCAUGACAUGGCACUAUUCACGUUGGCGGAGCAAUAUUCUAGAAUCAGGAAAAAAUUAUAUCACAU
This is a messenger RNA of Pyricularia grisea, 2114 nucleotides long. RefSeq lists its product as uncharacterized. The transcript has 3 exons. Bases 609 to 1865 code for a protein of 418 amino acids. The record is from RefSeq and is a predicted model, not a curated record. Gene Ontology annotation, molecular function: hydrolase activity. Lineage: Eukaryota; Fungi; Ascomycota; Sordariomycetes; Magnaporthales; Pyriculariaceae.